Salvia hispanica is the source of this 603-nucleotide messenger RNA. Its product is annotated as 3'-5' exonuclease-like. Lineage: Eukaryota; Viridiplantae; Streptophyta; Magnoliopsida; Lamiales; Lamiaceae. Gene Ontology annotation, cellular component: nucleus; cytoplasm. The record is from RefSeq and is a predicted model, not a curated record. Gene Ontology annotation, molecular function: nucleic acid binding; 3'-5' exonuclease activity. Gene Ontology annotation, biological process: nucleobase-containing compound metabolic process.
AUGAUGAUUACUCACUUGGUCAAAUUCGAGGGUAAAAUCAUCGAAACUACUGUGACAAAUAAGGCUAAUGUGGCUGAUGAUUGGAUACAGAGUAUCAAAAGGUUGUUGAAGCAACAUCAAGGUCUUAAAAUCAUUGGAAUGGGCUGCAAAUUCAUCCAUCAUCCAAUUCUGUCUAUGAGCAAUAAAACCGCACUCUUGCAGCUAUGCUUCCAAACAAAAGCCCUCAUUCUUCAACUCCUACACAUUGAUUCCAUUCCUCAAUCUAUGAUGGAUUUCCUCAGCGACUCUAACACUACGUUUGUUGGCAUUGACAUUCGGAACAACUCAAGAAAACUUCUAGAAGAGCAUGCAGUCCACGUGAGCCGUAUGGUGGACAUUCAUUUUCUGGCUGAGAAAUGGUUUCCUGUGAGCUAUAGAGGUAAGCCUAGCAUGAGGGCUCUAGCUUAUUGCAUUGUUGGAUUCUCAGUGAGGAAAUGCAGAAGCAAUGCUAACAUCAAAGGAGACUGGGAAUCGAGAAUUCUUGAUACAGAGCUGGUCGAGCAAGCAUGUGUCGAUGCCUACACGUCUUACAUCAUUGCUCACAAAUUGCUUAAACAUGGCUAG